AUGUAUAUUAGCGCCCAAACAGCCUUACUUGGGCUGAUUUGUGUCUGCAUUGCUGGUGCCGUCAGGUAUGAGCCAAACUGGAAAUCAAUAGACUCGCGACCACUGCCCGAGUGGUUCGACAACGACAAGGUUGGAAUAUUUCUACACUGGGGAGUGUUCUCGGUCAUUUCAUAUAAAAAUGCGUGGUUUUGGCAUGACUGGAAAAUCAGCAAGGACCCGCAAAUGAUUGCAUUUAUGAACAAAAACUAUAGACCCGACUUCACGUACGCCGAUUUUGCCCAUAAAUUUACUGCUGAAUUUUAUGAGCCUGAUCGUUGGGCAGAAAUAUUCAAAGCAUCAGGGGCCAGAUACGUUGUACUGACCAGUAAACAUCACGAGGGUUUCACCUUGUGGCCAUCAAAAGUAUCCUGGAACUGGAACGCCAUGGACGUCGGCCCAAACCGGGAUCUAGUUGGUGACCUAGCUAAAGCGGUUCGGAAGGCGGACUUACGGUUUGGUUUAUAUCACUCACUUUACGAGUGGUUUAACCCUUUGUAUUUGGAGGACCAGGCUAACAAAUGGACAACUAACCGGUUUGUUACGCAAAAAGUUCGCCCUGGGUUAGAAGAGAUUGUGAACGCAUAUAAGCCGGACGUGAUUUGGUCGGACGGGGAUUGGGAAGCACCGGACACCUACUGGAAUAGCACAGACUUUCUCGCCUGGCUUUACAACGACAGUCCCGUUAAGGACACUGUUGUGACCAAUGAUCGAUGGGGUCAGGGUUUACAACAAAAGCAUGGUGGUUACUACUCGGGUCCGGACCGUAAUUUGCCAGAUGUGUUGCAAAAGCAUAAGUACGAGAACGCUAUGACUCUCGAUAAGAACGCCUGGACUUUCAGACGUGAAGUACAACUCAGCGACUUUAUUACCCCUCACGACCUCAUCGCUACACUCGUCCAGACUGUCAGUUGCAACGGAAACAUUCUGGUAAACGUGGGUCCGACACAUGACGGCCGCAUUGCACCCAUAUUUGAACAGAGACUCCGGGAGAUGGGCUCAUGGCUUGGCGUGAAUGGGGAGGCCAUAUAUGGCUCAAAACCCUGGACCCAUCAAAACGAUACAAUUACUCCACAUAUAUGGUUUACUAAAAAUGGCAAAUCAGACAAAACAGUGUACGCCUCGGUGUUGGACUGGCCGGAGAGCACCGGACACGUAGUGUUGGGCGCCGUUAAGUAUAGCACUGUAUCGUCGGUACAACUGCUGGGCCUUAAAGACCCGGCGCUUAAGUUUACUGAGGGUAAGGACGGCGCCACUAAUGUCCAGUUCCCGCCCGGUGUUAGUCCUGAGAGUGCCAUACGUUUUGCAUAUGUAUUGAAAAUUGUAUUGAAAUAA
Molecule: messenger RNA, 1371 nt
Organism: Medioppia subpectinata
Lineage: Eukaryota; Metazoa; Arthropoda; Arachnida; Sarcoptiformes; Oppiidae
Source: the annotation of a GenBank genome assembly